GCGGCGGAGAGACCGCGGCAGCCCGACUCCAGCCCCGGCGGCGGCGGCAGCCCUGGCGACUCGGACACCGGCCGCCGGCGCGCGCUGAUGCUACCCGCGGAGCUCCAGGCGCCGGGCAAUCACCAGCACCCGCACCGCAUCACCAACUUCUUCAUCGACAACAUCCUGCGGCCGGAGUUCGGCCGGCGGAAGGACGCGGGGACGUGCUGCGUGGGCGCCAGCGGAGGACGAGGCGGCGCAGCCCGCGGCGAAGGCGGCGCAGGAGGAGCCGAGGGGGGCGGCACUGGUGCAGUGGAGCCGCUCCUGGGGCCGGGCGCCAGGGAGCCGCGGCAGAACCCGCCGUGCGCGCCCGGAGCGGGAGGGCCGUUACCCGCCGGCGGCAGCGACUCUCCGGGAGACGGGGAAGGCGGCUCUAAGACGCUUUCUCUUCACGGUGGCGCCAAAAAAGGCAACGACCCCGGGGGUCCCCUGGACGGAACACUCAAGGCCCGGGGCUUGGGCGGCGGCGACCUGUCGGUGAGCUCGGACUCGGACAGCUCACAGGCCAGCGCCACCCUGGGCGCGCAGCCCAUGCUCUGGCCGGCCUGGGUCUAUUGCACGCGCUACUCCGACCGGCCUUCUUCAGGUCCCAGGUCCCGAAAACCAAAGAAGAAGAACCCCAACAAAGAGGACAAGCGGCCACGCACGGCCUUCACUGCUGAGCAGCUGCAGAGGCUGAAGGCGGAGUUCCAGACCAACAGGUACCUGACUGAGCAGCGGCGCCAGAGCCUGGCACAGGAGCUGAGCCUCAACGAGUCCCAGAUCAAGAUCUGGUUCCAGAACAAGCGCGCCAAGAUCAAGAAGGCCACGGGCAACAAGAACACGCUGGCCGUGCACCUCAUGGCCCAGGGCCUGUACAACCACUCCACCACGGCGAAGGAGGGCAAGUCGGACAGCGAGUAGCCGCGCGGCGGGCGAGGCCUGCAGGCCGCACGGAACAAUGCAAUAAUUUAAAACCGCAAAGGGCCAGUGUAUAGAGAUUCUACCAGCAUUAAUCGUGAAGAUAUUGUGUAUUAGCUAUGGUUCUGCAAUAUUCUAUGUAUAUAUAAUUUACAGGUGUUGUAAAAUCCAAGAUAUCAGACUAUAAAAUAUUUUUUUUGCUUUUUUGUGUUUACAAGAUUAUC
This is a messenger RNA of Octodon degus (degu), 1163 nucleotides long. RefSeq names its product engrailed homeobox 2 (gene En2). The coding region runs from base 88 to 942 and encodes 284 amino acids. Gene Ontology annotation, biological process: regulation of transcription by RNA polymerase II; multicellular organism development; neuron differentiation. Gene Ontology annotation, molecular function: RNA polymerase II cis-regulatory region sequence-specific DNA binding; DNA-binding transcription factor activity, RNA polymerase II-specific. NCBI's taxonomy places the organism in Eukaryota, Metazoa, Chordata, Mammalia, Rodentia, Octodontidae. Gene Ontology annotation, cellular component: nucleus. The record is from RefSeq and is a predicted model, not a curated record. The transcript is spliced from 2 exons.